Messenger RNA from Anneissia japonica, 4061 nucleotides. Its product is annotated as ephrin-B2a-like. The record is from RefSeq and is a predicted model, not a curated record. The coding region runs from base 1 to 735 and encodes 244 amino acids. Gene Ontology annotation, biological process: ephrin receptor signaling pathway; axon guidance. The transcript is spliced from 5 exons. Gene Ontology annotation, molecular function: ephrin receptor binding. NCBI's taxonomy places the organism in Eukaryota, Metazoa, Echinodermata, Crinoidea, Comatulida, Comatulidae. Gene Ontology annotation, cellular component: plasma membrane.
AUGACCAUAUAUGGGCGUACAACGAGAAAAUUUGAUUUUGCGGACAGGGCUCUAAAUGUGCUUCAACAAAUUCUGCUUGACAUACAACAACUGGAAUUUUUACCAAAUGGCAUUAGUAUAGAAGCAGAAAUAAACGACGUCGUUGACAUCCUUUGCCCAAAAACAGUAAACACCACAGAAGGUCGUACAAAAGCAGAAUAUCAUACAUUUACCCAAGUUCCAUAUGAAAGCUACAAAACUUGCAAUUUAACAUAUGCUAAUAAGACAGACAAGACACUUUUGCGAUGCAAUAGGCCCUUUGUUGAAAAUAAGUACACAUUAUUGUUCCAAGCAUGGACACCGUACCCACGUGGAUCUACAUUCGAGGCAGGAAAAGAUUAUUAUUAUAUUACAACUUCAACUGGUACCGAGGAAGGAAUAGAGUCACGUGCAGGUGGUUUAUGCAAUUCACAUAAUAUGAGACUCAAGGUGCAUAUAAAAGCCACAGAGCCAGUUGGACCAACCCUACAACCACCACAGUCACAGCCACAGCCACGUUCCACAACUCCAAUAGUUCACACAACAACCAGAACAGCAAUUGAAACAUCAAAACCAGUCACAGAAGAAGUAAGACCUUCAAAAAAAUUGGAAUCAGCCAAUCCUAAAGACAUGCUAAGGGGCUCGGCCAACAUGUGUCAAGUGUCAUCGUUGCUCCUCCUCGUGUCGUGUCUGAUGGCCCGGGUCAGAUGGCACUAGUCUUGCCAUCACAACCAGAUUUUUUUUGUAAAAAGAUUGUAAAUUCCUGUAAAAUUAUACUUGGUGGAGACAUAUUUUGUAAGAAAAGUGCAAGAACUAUGGGAAAUGUUGUCUUAAAGCUUUGAUAACAAUUUUUCUUUUCAUAUUUAGCACCAAAUAAGAUGUAGUCCCAAAUUUUGAAUUUUAUUACUCAACAUAUUAAGCACUUUUCUUGCAAAACAUGCCACAAUAUAGAGAUAUAUCUUUUUUGUAUGAAAAAAAAAUAAAUGUAUUAACUGCAAAUAUUGUCUGUAUGUUGAUGUUUGAGAGAAAAUGAAGGAGACAAAGUGAGUGAUCUUUUGUACUUUUGUAAGUGUCAUAUUAUCCCAUUGCCUUUUAAAAUCUCAAGCAUUUUAAAGUGAGGUGCGUACCGAAGGUUUUUAGUAAUAAUGUGGCACGUUAUGCUUUGUAGAUGGGUGAUUUUAUUAUAUAUUGUAAUGUUUUUUAUUUUAUUUUAUUUUUUUGGUUUUUUUUUUUUUUGGUUUCUAUUUUUAAAUUGAAAAUAUGUAUGUUUAUAAUGCUGCUUUAAUGAAUGUUAUGCUGUUGAUAAUAGCACUGCGGUUUGUUCGCAUCCAAAGAAAAACAGAGUGGUUUAUAUCAAGCAAGCUUAGCAGUCAGAUAUUACAUGUAAAGCAACCAUACCUGUAGUUGUUCAGAUUAUUGGGCGAGACUUUUUUUAUACCUUGUUUUGCCAACUAGAUCGUCAGAGGAGGGUGGGGAAAAAAAUUAAAAUAUAAUUGUGUUUUCUUAUUUAGGAAAUGGUUUUGCCGAAAACAUCCAGACAGGAGAAAAUAAAAAUAGAAUUUUGUUGGUGAAUGUGAACAGUGUAGUGGUUAGAUGCUUUAAAUUUAUGUAAUUAUGAAGAAAUAUACAUAGGCCUAUCUUAUUUUUGGAGAUUGCAAGGCAGUGGCAGGUGUAAUAAAAAUAAAGAAAACUUAUUUUUUUCUGAAAUUUCUAUUUUUUGUGGCAGUGGGUGCGCUAAUUGGCCAAAAAUAAAAUGUAUUUAUUCGUAACCAUCAUUAUUGGCAGGAGGCAGAUUCGCUAAACAAGGUAUUAAAAAAAGUCUCGCCUGAUUACUGUAGUUAGAUAGAAAUAAGGAUUUUACAUCCUUUUGUUUUUUUAACCACCCACGUUAAAAUUAUAAUUUGGUUUUGUUCAUUUGUGUACAUCGUAGCAUCAUUGAAAUUAGGGUCAAUGCAAGUUCACAGUCAGAAAAUAUUCAUGAAAAAAAUAAUUACAGAUUUUGAAUAAGGAUUCAUAAUGGGAUAGAUAUGUAGUCAUAUUCAGAAAUUAUUAUUAUUAUACAAAAAUAUUAUUGGGACAUAAACACAAGACACUUUUCUUUCAAUAUAUAUAGCAUUUUGUUGUUAAUUUGGUGCACAAUUGUUAAAUUUAAGAAGAUGUAAAUUUAUUCAUAAUUUAUUUAAUGUUUGUACAUAUUGGCUUCGGAAGCAUUCUACUAAUAAAUAUUACUGUGUAAGAAUGAUAAAGUUUGUUUUCAACCAUUUUAUGUAAUGAUUUUAAUAUUUGUAUAAAAUAACAUAUGUUUAUUCAGUAACAGAUGUGUUAUUGGAUAGAGCUCAAUCAGAAAAGAAUAUUUAGCAAUUUAUAUUUUUCUGAGUUGAUCCUAAUAAUUAGAAGCACACUUUGACUUAUUCUUUUGAGAUGAUCCCAAAAAUGAGAGGAAAAAAUAUGAGAUUCUUUUUUCACCAUUAAUAGAACAAAACAUUAUAAAUAGAAAGGUACCUUCAUUUAUAUACAGCUUGCUCUGGAACAAAUAUUAGAAAUCAAACAUUAAAGAAGUUUAAUGGUUUUAUUCAAUGUUACAGAAUUCUGCCCACACUAUCAAUCAAACUUUGUGUGACAAACACUGUGAUUUACCCAUAUAUGGGUAUGAUAUGACAUCAUGCCCAUUUAUGGGUAUGAUAUGACAUCACAAUUUCCAUAUAUGCAUAUGACAUGAGAUCAUCAUACCCAUAUAUGGAUAUGAUAUGAUAUAAUAUGACAUCACCAUGCCCAUAUAUAGGUCUGAUAUGAGAUCAUCAUACCAUGAUAUGAUAUGACAUCACCAUGCCCAUAUAUGGGUAUGAUAUAACAUCAUCAUGUCCAUAUAUGGAUGUGACAUGACAUCAUCAUGUCCAUAUAUGGAUGUGACAUGACAUCAUCAUGUCUAUAUAUGUGCAAUUCAUACAAAUGUGUCGCAUAAAAUUGGAUAGUGUGGACAAAGCUUUAGUUUGACAGACUUCUGAUGUUUCAACUUCAAAAUGUUGCGUGGUCAAAUUGUUGGCAGUUCAAUGGUCUGUAUUUUGAUUAUAAAAGAAAAUACUUUAGAAAUAAAAUUAACUUUGGUCAUAUUCUUUUUAAAGAUUGAAUAUCUUGAUAGGUUAUGCUAUAGAAAUUAUAAUGAAUUCAAGUUCAGUUGUUGGGCUACUGUAUACUCAUCAAAACAUAGAAAGCUGUUUUCUGAUCUGAAAGUGACUUAUGAAAUUACUAAUAGAAAGUAAAAUUUUAUUUUUACACUGAUAAAAUAAUGAUGAAAUUUUGACAUUUUAAUCAUCUUUUCACAAACUAUUUUAUUAAAGAUAUUUGGUUUUAUAUUUAUUAAUUGAAAAUAUCAAGUUUCGUCUUGAAUUUAUGCUUAUGUUUUAAUUUUGUUAUCUCCCUAUAUGUUACCUGUAUAUUGUUGUUAGCAUUUAUUUUGAUUGUUUAUGAAUCUAGUAGUAGUUUAUAUUGUACAAUAAUUCACAACAAAUUUACAGCACUUGUAACUUUUCAGUUAUAUAUUCACAACCUAAUAUUUGUUAUUAUUGUUUACUAUAUACACUGACUAAAUCGAAGAAUAGAAACCUUUACCAAACUUCAAAAUCGUCCAAGCAGCAGACUAAUUUUUUUUUUAUGUAUUUCAGAACUAAAAACCUAUUUUCAGCAAAUAGAUUGUGAUAUAAAUUUCAUUACUGAUGAAAAUUUUCAAAGCUUUCUGGACAUAUAGGUGAUUGUUAGCAUUGUCAAACAUGUCUUUUAUACAUAGAGAAUAACCAUAUUUGAAAGCUAACGUUUUUGUAACUUUCUAAAAAUAUAUGUUGGUUAAAAAGGACAAAGAAGUUGUAAUUAAUAUCAUGUUGUUGAAACCUUUCAAAUUGAGUUGUAAUGAAUUUUCUUAUAUAAUCAACUAAUAUUUGUUUAAACUCUCAACAAAUGUUAAAUAUGGCUCUGAGAAAUUACAACAAAUUGUGGUUGAAGAAAGUACUGAUUAUCAAAAAUAAAAAAUAAACAACUUUUUAUGAUAA